UCUGUAUCUGAGUAAUCACCAGGUUCGGAGCAAAGUCCACUUACUGGGUCAAACACAAAAUCUCCCACCAAACAUCCUACACAACAAUCACGCUGUGGGGAGCGACAACAACACAUCGACCAGAAUGGAAGGCACUUCCUCAUUCAUCAAGUCAGUGACCAAGCGAGUGUGGUCCCCGACGCAGAGACCCUUCAGAGUGUGUUGUCACAACAGAGCGACCAGGAAGGGCAUCACAGCUGGGACCCUGGAGGAGCUGAAAGAACGGGUGUACCAGGCGCUGCUGCUGUCCCUCUCUGCAGUGUCUCUGUCCCUGGUUUGUGAGGAGGACGGCACAGAGGUGGACACCGACGAGUUCCUCAUGACACUGCCCGACAACACAAUGCUCAUGGCCCUGGAGCCCGGACAGACGUGGAGAUCUCAGUCAGGUGCAGUCGUGCCCAAAUCUCACGACAACAACAAGCCUCGGACCGGGAGAGACAUUGCGCGUGUCACCUUCGACCUUUACAAGAUGAGCCCUAAGGACAUGUUUGGCUCGCUGAGUGUGAAGGCCACGUUUCAGGGGCUUUACUCUGUGAGCGCCGACUUCCAGUGUCUGGGGCCCAAGAAGAUCCUCAGAGAAGCCCUGCGUGUGGCCUCCGCCCUCCUCCAGGCCGCCGGACACCUGCUCAUCACGUCCGCAUCAAUGAUCCGCCGCGUCAUCGAAGGCGCCGAGCUCUGGCAGCCGCAGCGGGAGUACACGGCCAGCUGGAACUGACGGGGCCAGGACAGACCUUUUCUUUUUACACGUGAAGUAGAGCAACUCGGUCUGAUGUUGAUCUGAAAAUCAAAAUGUCCUUUUUCUCACGAGUAAGCUUCUCUGUAUUGAUUAAAUGAUCCAUCUUGAGAGGGGGGGUAGAAGAACCCUGACCUGACCAUCUUUUGAGUUAAUAUCACAGCGACACUUUUAUACAAUGUGAUGAACAAUUGUAUAUUUUAUACAGAAUAAAACACACAAAAUUGCAAAACCUUCACAAUCAAUUGUCGAGUUUAAGGCUUAGCUUUCUUUAAGCGCAACUUUAUGUACUUGGAUUGCGGGGGAUUACCACUCUAACAGUCUGUGUUAAUCGUUCUUAUCAUAUCGUUAACAUCACCUCCAUUCAUGUAAUUAGUUUAAAAGAAAGAUGACUAACUGGUUUUGUUAAUGUUUUAAAAAUGAUAAAACGAGUCGUGUUCAAUCAAUGAAAGUGUUUCAACUUGAAUGACAAUAAAAACCUCUGCACAUCA
This is a messenger RNA of Platichthys flesus (European flounder), 1263 nucleotides long. RefSeq names its product cell death inducing DFFA like effector b (gene cideb). NCBI's taxonomy places the organism in Eukaryota, Metazoa, Chordata, Actinopteri, Pleuronectiformes, Pleuronectidae. The coding region runs from base 125 to 754 and encodes 209 amino acids. The record is from RefSeq and is a predicted model, not a curated record. Gene Ontology annotation, biological process: regulation of apoptotic process; apoptotic process. The transcript has 5 exons.